This is a messenger RNA of Vicia villosa (hairy vetch), 663 nucleotides long. RefSeq lists its product as uncharacterized. Lineage: Eukaryota; Viridiplantae; Streptophyta; Magnoliopsida; Fabales; Fabaceae. The record is from RefSeq and is a predicted model, not a curated record. The transcript has 4 exons. Bases 1 to 663 code for a protein of 220 amino acids.
AUGGAUGCUUGGGAUUACAUUGAGAAACACUUUGCCACACCAUCACUGACCGAACAAGGCUGCAUUGAGCAGUGUCAUAAAGAACAAACAGCUGAAAAUUGGGAGAAACAUAGUGAUUAUCUAACUCCUAAGAGAGGCCUGAGGCAAGGUGAUCCAAUAUCACCUUUACUCUUUGUGCUAGUGAUGGAGUAUAUGCAUAGAUACGAUUUGAUUCUUCUUGCUAGAGGUGAUGACCGAUCUGUGGCUCUCAUGAUGGAAACUUUUCACAAUUUCUCUGCAUCAACAGGGCUUAGAGCAAACCCAACAAAAUGCAAAAUUUACACUGGAGUUUUGGAUGAUAGUGGAAAACAAGGGCUGUUGCAGAUCACAGGUUUUCAAAGUGGAGACUUGCCCUUCAAUCACAUCCUAAUGGAUGCAAUGCAAGUCUUCCCAUUGCCAAAAAGCGUUCUGAAGCACAUUGAAGCUGUUUGCCGGAGUUUCUUAUGGAGUAAUACGGAGGAAAUAACCAGAAGAUCUCCAAUUGCGUGGGACAAUGUGUGUAAUCCCAUGAGAGCCGACGGUUUAAAUAUCACCUCAACCUUGGAAGGAAGAGAGCAACUGGUUUAUACAGGAGGUCAAGAGGAAGGGAUGGCGCCGAAAAUUGCUCAAAAUGGCUCUGACUGA